GCCGCGCAGGCGUUGUGGGCCGCGAGCUGGAUUUGGUGGAUAUCAGUAUUCACACAGGCCAGAAGACACCGUCUGAUCUCUUGGGAUGGAGUUACGGAGGCUGUGAGCUGCCAUGUGGUACCAAGCACAACUCUGAGCGACCCAGGCAUGUGGAUGAAGAGACUCCUGAAGGAACUGACAUGGGACAGCAACAUGGAAGCAGGAAAGGUCUCACCCACAGGGAAGUCCCCCGGGGCGUUGGGCUGUUGCUCUCCUUGGCCCUUAUGAAUGCCGUCCUUUACCUCUGUCUCGACUGGUUUUUCAUUUCCCCUCGACCUCCGGAGGACCCGAGUCGCUGUCCUCGUGGUUACUUCAGGAUGGGACGGAUGAAAAACUGUUCACGCUGGUUGUCCUGCGAGGAGCUGAGGACAGAAGUGAGGCAGCUGAGGCGCGUUGGGGAAGGAGCCGUGAAGAGAGUCUUUCUGUCCGAGUGGAAUGAGCACAAAGUUGCUCUCUCACGGCUCACCAGGCUGGAGAUGAAGGACGACUUCCUCCACGGACUGCAGAUGCUGAAGUCUCUGCAGAGCCAGCACGUGGUCACGCUGGUUGGCUACUGCGAGGAGGAUGGCACUAUUCUCACCGAGUAUCACCCCUUGGGUUCCCUGAGCAACCUGGAAGAAACACUAAACCUUUCCAAGUACCAAGAUGUGAACACCUGGCAGCACCGGCUGCAGCUGGCCGUGGAGUAUGUCGCCAUCAUCAACUACCUGCACCAGAGUCCCCUGGGCGUGAGGGUCAUGUGUGACUCUAACGACCUGCCCAAAACGCUGUCUCAGUACCUGCUGACAAGCAACUUCAGCAUUGUGGCCAAUGACCUGGAUGCACUGCCCCUGGUGGACCACGCCUCCGGGGUCCGGGUGAAGUGUGGCCACAGGGAACUCCACGGGGAUUUUGUGGCUCCGGAGCAGCUGUGGCCUUAUGGGGGAGACACGCCCUUCCGAGAUGACUUCAUGCCCUCCUAUGAUGAGAAGAUUGACAUCUGGAAGAUUCCGGAUGUCUCCAGUUUCCUUCUGGGGCACGUGGAAGGCAGCGAUAUGGUUCGAUUCCACUUGUUUGAUAUCCAUAAGGCAUGUAAGAGCCAGAUCCCCACAGAAAGACCCACGGCUCAGGAUGUUCUGGACACUUAUCAGAAGGUUUUACAUUCGCUCAGAGACUCUGUAAUGUCUCAGACAAAGGAGAUGCUGUAAGCUCAGGCCGUUAAGUGAUGGACUUGACAGCUGAAUGGCAUCCAAGCUGUUCUACUCUUGGUGAUGGAAGUGCUUUUGUGAACCUCGUGAUUUGUGGAUGCAGGGUCUCCUCCACAUCUGCCUGCACAUCUGAGUGUGCCCUGCUUUCCCGGCAACCCAGAUGGAAGUAGCCAAGCGGGAAAACCUUGCUUUACUGUGGCUCCUGGUGAAGAUGCAGAGAAUCCAUGGAUCCACACAGCGUUUGAAGGAAGUGGUAAAACGGUAAUCAUGAAGACACAUCGCCUACUCCGGUAACCAUGUUUAUAGAUUGGUAGGAAAUGGGAAAAAACAUACACUAAUUCUUCAGAGAACAUUGCUCCUAAUUUGAGCAGUCCUGUUGGAAGCUGGGGAUAUAGUGCCCAGUGGUCGGGUGCUUACCUGGUUCUUUGCAAAGCCUAGGAUAUGAUCCGUAGCAUACGCACACGCACACACACACACACACACACACACUCACUCAAAGACCGUUUUGGGUGUCCAAAGUGCAGCCCUCGUCAGUGAGGUCCUUGUCGGUGUUGGAGGUGACCGUCUGUGAAGGUUCCAUGCAGUUUCCUCUCACUGAGCCAAGUACGCUGUGGCAGCAUGCUCUGGAGAGAGACCGUGAAUGGCUAGGACUGACUGCUGGGAACGGCAGGCUGCGGGGACUUCCUUACCUGCCUGGGAUGGUGCUGACCUGUGGUUUCUGUGUGAACGUUUCAUAUCCAGGGUUCCUCUUUACUAGACAGUGUCGAGCCUCCCCGGGCUUGCACAAAUGAACACCUUAAACAAAAACUGUGGCGCCAGGAACGGUGGCACACACCUGUAAUCCUAGCGCCUGGGAAACAGAUUGGAGAAAUGAAGAGUUCAGGCCUGUCACGGGCUAUAUACCACGAUCCCGUCUGUCUACGCCCCCACCCCAAUAAAAAAGUCUCUCCUGUG
Microtus ochrogaster (prairie vole) is the source of this 2180-nucleotide messenger RNA. It is a transcript of the gene Pomk, whose product is annotated as protein O-mannose kinase. Gene Ontology annotation, biological process: protein O-linked glycosylation; protein phosphorylation; carbohydrate phosphorylation. Gene Ontology annotation, molecular function: carbohydrate kinase activity; protein kinase activity; ATP binding. Lineage: Eukaryota; Metazoa; Chordata; Mammalia; Rodentia; Cricetidae. The record is from RefSeq and is a predicted model, not a curated record. Gene Ontology annotation, cellular component: endoplasmic reticulum membrane.